AUGGCACCGGCAUUCCAUCGUGGCGAUAUCCUAUUUCUGUCAAAUCGAAGCUCUGAAGUGUACGCUGGGGAUAUCCCCGUUGUUUGGUUCCCGGGAAACCCUUUACCGAUGGUGCACCGGGCACUGAACGUCAUGAUUGACGGUAACAAACAACAAAUUCUUACAAAAGGAGACAAUAACCCUGUCCAUGAUCGCUCAUUAUACCCCCCAGGUCAGUCAUUUGUGGCGCGUAAGGAAAUUGUCGGGCUAGUCAAGGGAUAUCUGCCCUUCGCUGGAUGGUUCACAAUCGCACUCAGUGAAUAUCCAUGGCUGAAGGGUGUAGGAAUGGCCGUUCUAGGCGGUUUAGCGCUUUUCACUUGA
Molecule: messenger RNA, 360 nt
Organism: Penicillium waksmanii
Lineage: Eukaryota; Fungi; Ascomycota; Eurotiomycetes; Eurotiales; Aspergillaceae
Product: S24/S26 family peptidase
Exons: 2
Coding region: 1-360 (119 amino acids)
Cellular component (GO): signal peptidase complex; membrane
Molecular function (GO): peptidase activity
Source: RefSeq, a predicted model, not a curated record